AUGGGGAUUCUCUCGCACUGCAUUCUUGGCUUUUCUCUGUUGAUUUUAGCCUGCGCCGUAUUUUAUCUGAGCAAGAACGAAGUUCCGACAUCGUACGAGAAUAUUUCUAGUAGUAGCUGCAACUUAUUUGAAGGUGGGUGGGUUUUUGACAAUAUAUCACUCCCUUUCUACGAGGAGCAAUGUUCGUUUAUGUUGGGUGAGUUUGCGUGUGAGACCUUUGGUAGAAAAGAUUUGAAAUAUCAAAAUUGGAGAUGGCAACCUCAUCAAUGUGAUCUUCCAAGGUUCAAUGGAACGGCGUUUCUUGAGAAAAUAAGGGGCAAAAAGCUCGUGUUUGUAGGCGACUCAUUGAAUCGGAAUCAAUGGACGUCCAUGCUUUGCUUGAUCGAGUCCUCGCUUGGCCCAUUGUCACCAACAACAGUUGUCCGUAACGAGAAUAUGCGCUCUUUCCACUCUAUUGAAUAUAAUGCGACGAUCGGGUUAUACUGGUCUCCCUUCAUGGUUGAGUCUAAUUGUGAUGACCCACUUAUUCAUCGUGUUAAAACUCGAGUUAUUAGGCUUAUGGGCAUAGACAAGCACGCAAGGCAUUGGAACGAUGCGGAUAUACUUGUAUUUAAUUCCUAUUUGUGGUGGGCGGAUCCUAUGACAAUCGUAUGGGGAACAUCAUUUGCGAGCUCUGAUGCCAUAAAUAAGACAGUGGAUGGCAUGAGCACUCGGCUCUACGAGAUGGUCCUCGAUAUAUGGUCGGAUUGGCUAGAAAUCAACAUAAAUCGAACAAAAACAAAGAUGUUUUUCAUGAGCCCUUCACCUUUUCAUCUAUACGGUAAAAAAUGGGAUGAACUACGCAACUGUUACAAAGAAACAGAGCCAAUUUUAGAUGAGGGAUCAAUUGGUCUUUCAAUUCUUGGUUUCAAAAUGAGAGUCGCAGAAUUAGCCUUGGAGAAGCUGAGGACUCGAGGCAUAAACAUUGAAUAUUUGAAUAUAACACAUUUGUCAGAGUUUAGAGGGGAUGCUCAUCCCUCAAUUCACAAGUAUUUUUUUCAUACAAUAAGUGAGGAGGAAUUAGCAAAUCCAACAAGCUACUCAGAUUGCAGUCAUUGGUGUCUUCCUGGAGUCCCAGAUGUUUGGAAUCAAAUUCUUUAUUCUUAUAUUAUGAAUAUUUGA
This is a messenger RNA of Salvia splendens (bonfire salvia), 1161 nucleotides long. RefSeq names its product protein trichome birefringence-like 34. The coding region runs from base 1 to 1161 and encodes 386 amino acids. The record is from RefSeq and is a predicted model, not a curated record. Gene Ontology annotation, cellular component: Golgi apparatus. Gene Ontology annotation, molecular function: O-acetyltransferase activity. The transcript has 5 exons. NCBI's taxonomy places the organism in Eukaryota, Viridiplantae, Streptophyta, Magnoliopsida, Lamiales, Lamiaceae.